Molecule: messenger RNA, 1404 nt
Organism: Colletotrichum truncatum
Lineage: Eukaryota; Fungi; Ascomycota; Sordariomycetes; Glomerellales; Glomerellaceae
Product: APSES transcription factor Xbp1
Cellular component (GO): SBF transcription complex; MBF transcription complex
Molecular function (GO): transcription regulator activity; DNA binding
Source: RefSeq, a predicted model, not a curated record
AUGCUCUCCGUCUCUUCUCUUCUUAACCCACCGUCCCCGGGGCCGCUCCCUGCCCCUCGGAUCCUCCCAAGUCCUGCUACGUCCUCGCCCGGAAGUUGCUAUACAGACAGGGCAUCACCAGCGUACUUCGACAAACCAGUAAUCUCCAAGCUCAAGAUGCCCAAGGAUGCAGCUCCGAUGUCAAAGUAUAAGCCUCGGGGAGUUAUCAAGUACUUCCCUUUUGAGAAUGUCGACGACUUGAGCCGGCGGGAAAUACUCCGGUUCCGCGUCACCCCUUUUGGCCGAAUCCAAGAGUCUUGCGCACAUAUCCCAUAUAACAGCGGCAAGAAGGAUUUCUUUGAGAAGACGGGACGAGAGAGCUUCGAGGUCUUCAAGUAUGAGUUCAAAGUCCCAGGAGAGGACAUCGAUUUCACAGUCAUGUGGGACUAUAAUGUUGGGCUUGUCCGUAUGACUCCGUUCUUCAAGUGUUGCAAAUACUCCAAGACUGUGCCGGCAAAGAUGCUUAGCCUUAACCCGGGCCUCAAAGACAUCACCCAUAGCAUCACGGGAGGCGCCAUUGCUGCCCAAGGAUACUGGAUGCCGUAUGACUGCGCCAAAGCUGUGUGCGCUACCUUUUGCUACACCAUCGCCGGCGCCCUCAUCCCUUUAUUUGGGCCCCUGUUCCCAUCUUUAUGCAUCCCACCUGGAUCCCCAGACUACCAGCGAAUGGUAAUCGACCGACGAAUCGUCGAAGCCGCCAUUAGGGAAGCUGAUCUCUCGCGAAAGGUCCAGCGACACGGAUACAGUUCUGUCGGCAUGAGCCAUAGUCCCAGCCUCGACAGCCAGCCGACGAGGUCUCUUCGAGAUGACAAACGGCUACGCCUAGACACCCGACGACCAAGUCCCUACAACGAUAUGGACGUGGAAGGCCACCGAUCUGGCCCCGAUUCGGCAUCAAGUAACGGCUCCGAUGUCAGCUACAGCUACGGGCACCACCACGCGCUGCACUCACGCUACCCUCAACCCCCCACAUCUGGGUGGACGCCCGUGAACCGUCCCGAGCCGUACCGUUUGGUCGACAAGAGCUACCGGUCACCCAAUCCAUACCUCAGCGCAGUGCCGCGCUUCACCCCGAUGAGCAGACACGCUGCUGCCCCUCGGUCUUUGUGGGUUCAUAAACGUCCAAUCGACCAGGAAGACAGCGACGGCGGCCGCGAUAGCGGAGAUAGCAACCACGGCAGCAGUCCGGCCCUGAGCUACGUAUCAGAGCACCGGCGAGAAGAGGAGUCAGAUGCCGAGUUGGCAGAACAGAACGCCGCCCUUGGGCUGAUGACCCUCCGGACUCGCAAGGAACCAGGAUAUCUCAGCGAUGUAGACGGCUCGGACACGCACCGCAGCAAACGACGGAGGGCCACAUCGGCGUGA